Molecule: messenger RNA, 5039 nt
Organism: Anolis carolinensis (green anole)
Lineage: Eukaryota; Metazoa; Chordata; Lepidosauria; Squamata; Anolidae
Product: zinc finger protein 345
Exons: 5
Coding region: 139-2691 (850 amino acids)
Biological process (GO): regulation of DNA-templated transcription
Cellular component (GO): nucleus
Source: RefSeq, a predicted model, not a curated record
CAAAGGCACCCCCCUUUCCUUGGUGUCCUUUGGAGGAGGGCCUUUGCAUUGCUUCUGAGCAAGAAAGGAAAAAAAGAAAGGGAGGUCGGAGUGUUCAUUUGCAACGCAUCCCCCAUCCUUGCAGCUAGACUUCCUUCUAUGGUCCGCCUCGAAGAAGCAGUUACUGAAACAUCCCCAGCAGAAUUGCUGGGUUGCAGAGAAGGUGAAAUGGCAGUGGCCACAUCACCCAACCUCUGGAAUGGCAAGCAGGCAGACUCCGAACCUUUGCCUCUUGGAUCUGGAGCUGAAAUUGGUGCUUUGACGUUGACUCAGCUGAAGUUCUUUAAGGAGGUGGCUGUGUAUUUCUCCAAGGAAGAAUGGGCUUUCCUGGAUCCAGGCCAAAGGGCUCUCUACAAAGAAGUCAUGCUGGACAACUAUGAUAUUGUAGCCUCUCUUGAUGGUGAUUGGGACAAUGAGAAGUAUCGGCAUCCCGCUCAUAUCAGCAAGCAUGAUGAUGCCAAAGACUCUGGAAAGUAUUUUAGUGAGAGUCGACCACUUUCCCAGCAUGAAGGAUAUGAGAAAGGAGAGAAAAAUGCUAAAUGUAUCUUGUGUGGAAAGAAUGCCUAUGUGACAUCAGAACUUACUAUACAUGAAGGAAUUCAUACAGAGGAGAAGCCAUAUAAAUGUGUGGACUGUGAAAACAUCUUCAGUACAAGCUCAAAUGUUACAGCACUUGAAGGAAUUAAUACAGAGGGAAAGCCAUAUAAUAAGAGCAUUGAGUGUGAAAAGGCCGUUAGUUUGAGUUCAUGUCUUAGUACAGAUGGAGCAUCUCACACAAGGAAGAAGAUAUAUAAAUGUAAAGUAUGUGAAAAGAUCUUAGGCAGUAGCAGAUCACUUGCUGUCCAUCAGAAAAUUCAUUCAGGGGAGAAAUUGUAUAAAUGCACCGAUUGUGACAAGAGCUUUGGUCGGAAGGAGCAUCUUACAAAGCAUCGGAGAACUCAUACGGGAGAGAAACCCUAUGGGUGCACGGAGUGCGGCAAAAGUUUUGGUGAUAGCGGAUCACUUACUGUGCAUCAAAGAACGCACACAGGGGAGAAACCAUAUAAGUGCCUGGAUUGUGGGAAAAGCUUCUGUCAGAAUGGGCACCUCAGGCAGCAUCAACGGACGCACACAGGGGAAAAACCAUACACAUGCAAGGAGUGCGGCAAGUGCUUUAGUCAGAAUGGGGACCUUAGGCAGCAUGAAAGAACUCACACGGGAGAGAAGCUGUAUAAAUGCAUGGAGUGUGGGAAAAACUUCAGUGAGAGUCGAUCGCUGGCUGUUCAUGAACGAAUUCACACGGGAGAGAAACCCUAUCAAUGUACAGAGUGCGGACGGAGCUUCAGCGUCCGUGGAUCGCUUACUAAGCAUCAGAGAACUCACACGGGAGAGAAACCGUAUAGAUGUAUGGAGUGUGGGAAGAACUUCACUGAUAGCGGAUCACUUGCUGUGCACGAAAGGACUCACACGGGGGAAAAACCGUAUCAAUGUACAGAAUGUGGCAAGCGCUUUGGUCAAAAAAGGCACCUUAAGAAACAUCAAAUAACUCACACUGGGGAGAAACUGUUUAAAUGCAAGGAUUGUGGGAAGAGCUUCAGUGACAGCGGUUCGCUCACAAUACAUCAGCGGAUGCACACAGAGGAGAAGCCGUAUAAAUGUAAGGAAUGCGGAAAGAGCUUUAGCGUAAGCACGUACCUUAUAAUACAUGAAAGAAGUCACACCGGAGAAAAACCGUACACAUGCACGAUAUGCGGGAAGAACUUAAGCAGUAGUGGAUCUCUUACCGUGCAUGAAAGAACCCAUACAAGUGAGAAACCAUACAAGUGUAUGAAGUGCGGGAAGAACUUCAUUCGGAAAGAGCACCUCAUGAACCAUGAGAGAAUUCAUACGGGAGAGAAGCCCUUUGAGUGCACAGAAUGUGGAAGGAGUUUCAGUGACAGUGGAUCGCUUACGAAACACCAAAGGACUCACACAGGGGAGAAACCAUAUAAAUGCACAACUUGUGGAAAGAGCUUCAGUCAAAAUGGGCACCUCAGGCAGCAUGAAAGAACGCACACAGGGGAGAAGCCCUAUAAAUGCCAGGAGUGCGGAAAGAGUUUCAGUCAGAACGGGGACCUUAGGCAGCACAAAAGAACGCAUACGGGAGAGAGACCAUACAAAUGCAUAGAGUGUGGGAAAAGUUUUAGUGAUAGUAGAUCGCUAACGGUGCAUGAAAGAAUUCACACAGGAGAGAAGCCCUAUAAAUGCAUGGAGUGCGGAAAGCGCUUCAAUCUGAGUGGAUCACUUACUAAGCACCAAAGAACCCACACAGGGGAAAAACCAUAUAAAUGUAUGGAGUGUGGGAAGUGCUUCGGUGAUAGUGGGACACUUCUGAAGCAUGAACGAAUUCACACAGGGGAGAAACCCCAUAAAUGCCCGGAGUGUGGAAAGUGCUUCAGUAAGAAAGAACAUCUUCGACAUCAUCACAGAACUCAUACCGGGGAGAAGCCUUAUUCAUGUGCAGAGUGCGGAAAGAGCUUUAGCACAACCUCACACCUCACUGCCCAUGAAAGAAUUCACAGUGGGGAAAAGCCCUACAAAUGCCUAGAGUGUGGCAAGAGUUUCAAUCAGAGAGGGAACCUUUGGAAGCAUCAGAAAACUCACAAGAAGAAAGAGACCCUUGAAAUGCAUUGAGUGAGAAAAUAACUUCUGUAAGAGUGGAUCCCUUACAAUUCAUGUUUCCUGGCACACUAUACACAAUACUAGUUAACACUCCAGCCCCAUGAUGGCCUUGUGACCAAUUUAUUGCAUCUUUCUUCUGGUUCUCAGCCAGCAUUGGAAUACAUUCCAAUAACUCUCUGCAACUUUCAUAUGGUUAUCUAUUUGUCCUGGCUUUAGGCAAUAUCUUUCCUCUCACACAGUAAAGUCUCACUUAUCCAAGAUAAACGGGCUGGCAGAACCUUGGAUAAGCGAAAAUGUUGGAUAAUGAGGGAUUAAGAAAAAAGCCUAUUAAACAUAAAAUUACAUUAUGAUUUUACAAAUUAAGCACCAAAACAUCAUGUUUUACAACAAAUUGACAGAAAAAGCUGUUCAAUACACAGUAAUGUUAUGUACUAAUUACUGUAUUCACGAAUUUAGCACCAAAACAUGGCAACAUUUACUACAAAAACAUUGACUACUAAAAGGUAGACUGCCUUGGAUAAUACAGAACAUUGGAUAAGUGAAGCUUGGAUAAGUGAGACUCUACUGUAUUUGUUUUCUGGUGACAAAAUGUUUUUCUUGGUUGCGUGGUUUUUAGGCCUAUUCCUGGAGUUACUUGGGGCACUGAUUCAGAAAAUUGCAUUAGAUACAUUGCAUCAGCUCUAGAUUCUUGGAUAUGGUUUUCUCUGGAUGAGCAGAUGAUGAAAGAUAGAUGCCAUAUGUUCUGCAUCUCAAAAAUGAGAGCUGUUAGGGCAAAUCUGGUGCCAGUUUUGAAAUCAGCAGGUCAGAUAUACCCAGAAAGAGGUCUAACAUUUUGGCAUCAAAACGUUCACAUCGUAAAGACUGGACUGUCAUAUCAUCACCAUACCCACAAGCUUUGUAUUUCUGUGGCACGCAGCCUGUCUAUAAAGUCUGUUCCUAGGCACAUCACUCAGUGGUGAAGUCAAUUUAGUUUCCAAAAGCUUCUUCUACAAAUGUCUUUCUCUCGUGUUAGUCUCAAAGAUGCUACAAAAUCCCUUUGAAUACUGAUACUCCAGCCUAACAGUAAUUUCUUUGAAUUCUGUUCAUUGCAGAGGAUUAGCUGCCUCAAUUCCUAGGAGUGUGGAAAGAUUUCCGUGAGCUUUGGUGAACAUGAAAUAACUCAUGGGAAUUUGACAGCAGUGUGCAAAUCUUAAGAUCAUUUGGGAGCUUGCCACCAACCAAGACACUAGUUACUUAGUGAAAAUUCUUUACUGUUUCUUCCUUUUCCCCCCCUCCUGAUUUUUCUUUAUUAAGCAACAUAUUCUGUCCAACAGGACAUCUGUUUCCCCUAGAGCCUUGUUGAUUCCUUCUGUAUUGGAUUGAGAUGGUGUUUCACUUUCAGAAUCUAAUGUUUACCUUUUCAUUUCUUUGUAUACUUGCUGUAUUUUAAAUAUAUUAUGCUGAGAUUAGAAAAGUUUUAUCAGACCCAUUAGGCAGUCACCUGGCAAAAUGGUUAGCUUUGCCCCUAAUAGCAGCUGCUUGCUAUACAUUCGAUAACUCAACAUAGGGGGGAUAUAGGAAUGUGGGGAAAUUUUCAGUUCAUAUUGGGCAUCAAUAAGAGAGGGGGCAAGUAAAUGUAUAGAGUGUGGGAAGGACAAAAAAAUUUUUUGUGUGUUAUCAGGGUGGGAGCAGAAAAUACAUAAAGAGGAAGAUUAUGGAUUUGGCUCAUGUAGGCUCUCAACUAGUGCCUACUCAAUCACUUCAUUCAUACAAUUUGCCAUAUUGACCACAUAUUUCCGGGUUUGUACCUGCUUAGUGUUGAAUCUGUGGCACAACUCCAUUUGAAUGUAAAUAAUGUUUCUGUCUAUGGGCUUCAACUGUGGAUAAUUCUGAGAUUGACCCAAAAGAAGACCUCUUCCACAACAUUUCUCCAAAGACCUUAGGAUCAUCACUCUUUCAGCUUCCAAUGCAUUGGGGUAUUAUAACAAGUUUUUCCCAUUGAGAAACCAUCUUGAUUAGCUGUAAGGAUAGCCUUUUAAUGCAGAGAAUGGCUUCUUUGUCUUCAUGUUUCUAAUAUGGAUUCUUAUUUUAGUAUCUGUUCUGAUAAUAUUGACUUCCACUGUAAUCAAUGUAGACCUCUUGUGUAUUUGAAAUUCUUGUAUUUGUGCUGUGUUUGAUAUUUAGUUGAAUUUUUUAAUGCAUUUCAGUUUGUUUUUUGUGUGGUGAAAUGCCUUGUAAAGAUUGAGCAUCCAGGUACUCCAAAUUCCGAAAUCAAACCACUUGGUCCCAAGUAUUUCAAACAAAGGAUACUCAAACCUGUUUGAAUACAUGUCUACAGCACAUAAUUAUCCAUCUAUACACAUAAUAAAAGUGAAAAUGUG